UUUUUUUUUUUACAUCCCUGACUUCAUUUCUGAGCAACUUUUCAAUCCCGAUUUCUUUCGAAUGCAGCGCCCUGCUCGCUGUAGCAAGAGCAGCAGCAGCACUCUACUUGUGCCAUUAGUGGUUUGCGUACUCUCCCUGCCAUUAUCGCUCCUCGUCACCCCAGCGUCAUGCGAGCCGUUCGUCAAUGGCUGCUGGAACGCGAGCUGUCCCGGUGUGAACUACGACCCAAACACGCCGCUCGUCCUCUGCUCCAACCUACCUGUGGCGUUUCUCAGAUGCGACCCUCCGCUGGACUUGUCUGAGCACCCUGAGCGCGUCGCUGAGCUUGGCUAUGGCUGCGCUGCAUUUGGCACUGUCGGCGACUAUGACUCGGCGCCGCGCACGUCCGUCCUAUGCCGCGUGUUUGAUGGAAUCGAGUGCUAUGGGCCGCGCAAUUUUACAACAGGAAAUGUCCCAUGUAUCACAUAUGGAUCAUACAGCUUCCCAACCAUCUUCAUCUACUCUCUGCUAUUCGGCGUCUUUGGAGUGGAUCGCCUAAGUCUCGGACACGUCGGAACUGGCAUUGCCAAGCUUUUGACGUUAGGCGGCUUUGGCGUUUGGUGGAUUGUCGAUCUCGUCCUGCUCGCAACAGGGCACCUCACGCCUGCCGAUGGCUCUUGCUGGGAGCGCUGGCGAUGAUUUCGUGUGAUUGUUGUUGUUAUUGUUAAGUCACAAAUUGUACAUUAAACGGAAGUUUGGAAUCCCAAACAUGCAGCAGCAGCAGC
This is a messenger RNA of Capsaspora owczarzaki ATCC 30864, 765 nucleotides long. Its product is annotated as TM2 domain-containing protein 2. The transcript is spliced from 3 exons. The record is from RefSeq and is a predicted model, not a curated record. NCBI's taxonomy places the organism in Eukaryota, Filasterea, Ministeriida, Capsasporidae. Bases 62 to 679 code for a protein of 205 amino acids.